AAGCCAACCCUCGUAUUCUUGCUGUUUGUCGCCACAGCAAACUUGACAUUGGCGAAUCCCGUCCGUUCUGCACGGUCUUCUACUAAGAAGGUAAAUUAUUUUCCUCUUUGUCCAAUAAACAGCGACAAAUGAUCCGGAGUUAAUGCUUUUUUGUAUUCAUCGAAAAACAUGACUUUUUCACUUUCUGUUCCAUCGAUUGUUUCCACUCUCUCUGUUUUUGGCACAAGUAAACUCCGAUACAUUUUCUUCACUAUAAUGGAACUGAAGUGAAGUGUGCAGUGCACACUGAAGUUUCAAACAGUAUGCCAAUAAAAAAGUGAACUCGUCUCGUCAUUCACUACAUCUUUCAAAAGUUCGGGUUAGUGCCCCCAGGCAUUUAUCGUCUUUCCGUGUCAUGAGGCAGACGCUACUUCGAACGGGACACUUAUUUCAACUGCAAAUAUUUAUAUCUCCGAUGUAGGUUUUAUUUCAUUGUAACGAUUAACAAAGAUCUAAUAAAUACAAAAAGCUUAAAUGUAUCGUUCACAGGAAAUGCCAUUCUUUUCGCUUGCUCUAGAUAGAGGAUAUGUCUUUUUUUUGUCAUAUAUCUAGCCUCGAGUUAUCGCGAUAAUAGAAAUUCUGGCUCCACAUUCUAUCCGUACUUUUCACGUUCCAUUUAUAUGAAUAGUUUUAAGACUUCCUCGAGUAACCUGUGUAACUCCAAACAUCAGUGUAGCGUUCUAAAUAAUUAAAAACUCCAAUUAGAGUACUUGUUUGAGCAUUUACUGUCAUAGGUUGUGGAUUAUAAAGUUCAAAUUAGCGAGACUGGGACAGAGUACAACGAGACAAUCGAGGUGGACACAGAGAAGCAAACUGAACUUUUUAAAGUUCCUGCUCAUAAUGACGAGGACGAAAGCAAUAUUUUGCACGACUUUAAGACGGUAAGUCAAUUCGUUUUUCCGUCAAUGGCUGUAAAUGCAGUUGGUUUUAUCUAAUCUUCCAUCAAACCUAGACAAACGGCUUGAUAUUUUGUUAGAUAAAUGCAAAAGAUGUACUGGCAACUAUGACACCAUUUUUUUAAACUAUGCUUUCGUGUUAAAUACUGUAAAAGACCCAUUCAUUCCUCAUAAAGCACAAUCUAUUUAUCGUUUUACAAGCUUAAAAAGUCUUGAUUAUAAUUCUUCAUGUCAACUGGGACAACGCUGAACAUGAUCAGCUUCCUUUUACUAAACCAGUCUAGGGGAUAUGUUCAUUAUGCUUACAAAUUUAUGUUUCCGUGAACAUAAGAUACCAGUGCUUCAGUAGCGCUUAAAUUGUUGAAAAAUUCUUCUUUUCUCGUAAAACAGAACAUGACUAUGAUGCUGUUGCCGGAAAAAAAAAUAUGCUACCUUAUGCCUCUGUCAGAAGAGGUGCCGACACCAGCAAAACUCGAGAGUGAUCUUAAUCAGACAAAGGUAAGGACGUGUUCCUUUUUCUCAGACAAUCGACUUCAGGCGACUUUCCGUUGACCGCGGGAAAUUUGCGAAAUGUUAUUAGGUAGUAAUGAAAUAAAACGGCCACAACAUUCCUUGAUCCUAAAUUUUUUAAUAAGACACUCUCACUCUGUCAACUUCUGUCUUCUUUUGUGAAUGCAGAAACCUAAUUAAUUCUUAAAUAGCGAACUAUUUCUCUAUAGAAUUAUCAUUUCGAAUGCUAUCACUUAAAUGUGAACAAUUUUUCUGUACUGCGUUUUAAAAAAUUGAUCCGGAACUCAUAUCGAUUUUUACCCAAACCGGAAGUGAAUUCGAAAGAGAAAAUGAGGAUAUGGGUUUUAGUUUUGUCCUGGCGGCUGACUGAAUAGUACAAUGGUGAACAGUAUGCGAUACGCAUGAUUUCUCUCUUGUAUAUAUCUUGGAUUGCUGGAAAAUUCUAAAACCAUCCAGCCAUGCUAUUUUGCAGGAAAUGGACAAGGAAAAGGCAAAUAUUAUUGAGAGCAAGUGGACAGUGGACAAUGAGAUGGUGGACCGAUCUGAACUGAGCGAGGAGUUGGCAAACUUCUGUCCACAAUACCCGAUAUAUCAGGUGAAAACAGUGGACGUAUCGUUGACUUCUACAAGGGUAGAGACAGAAGGUAAGUUAAGGACAGAGAAG
Molecule: messenger RNA, 2109 nt
Organism: Pocillopora meandrina
Lineage: Eukaryota; Metazoa; Cnidaria; Anthozoa; Scleractinia; Pocilloporidae
Source: the annotation of a GenBank genome assembly